Capsicum annuum is the source of this 873-nucleotide messenger RNA. RefSeq lists its product as uncharacterized. The transcript is spliced from 4 exons. NCBI's taxonomy places the organism in Eukaryota, Viridiplantae, Streptophyta, Magnoliopsida, Solanales, Solanaceae. The record is from RefSeq and is a predicted model, not a curated record. Gene Ontology annotation, molecular function: nucleic acid binding; zinc ion binding. The coding region runs from base 1 to 873 and encodes 290 amino acids.
AUGGAGUUUGAUCUCUUGAAGAUGAAGGAUUCGGAUAGUGUGAAAGAAUACUUUUUCAAGCUGAUGGAUAUUGUGAACCAAAUAAGGAUACUUGGUGAAAAUUUUCCAGAUCAUAAAGUUGUAGAGAAGAUCAUGCAACAAAAAGAAGGCAAAAAGGUCUCUGUAGACCACUCUGGAGAGGUGAAAUCUGAUGGAUACCAAGAUAAAUCAUCGAGGAGAGGAAAAUUUUCAUCUUGUGGUAUUUGUAAGAAGACAAACCACUUGGAGAAGAAUUAUUGGCAGAAGUCCAAGAGGUCUCCCAUUCAAUGUAGAUACUGCAAGAAGUAUGGACACAUUGAAAAGUAUUGCAGCCUAGACAAGUCUGAUGGGACCAAAGUGAAGCUUGGAGAUGGUGCACUGGUGCAAGCUCAAGGAAGAGGAUUAGUGAAAUUCCCUACGGAUGAAGGUAUGAAAAACAUAAAUGAUGUUUUUUUGCUGCCAAACUUGACUCAAAACUUGUUGAGUGUUGCUCAGUUGCUUUACAAUAACUAUUCACUUAAUUUUAAGGAUAAAAAAUAUGUCAUUUAUGAUCCUAAAGAUUGUGAAGUAGCUAAAAUUAGCAUGAUUGGUAAUUCUUUUCCAAUUUCAUGCUAUUCUGCUGGAAGUUGCUCUUUCAAUGUUGAAAUGAGUGAUACUUGGCUUUGGCACAAAAGAUUCGGUCAUUACAACCUUAGUUCAUUGGUUGGCAAAGUUCAGGUGUUUUCUACUUUCAAAGAAUUCAAGGCUGUGGUAGAAAGGGAGAGUGGUUGUCGGUUAAAGUAUAUCAGGUCAGAUAAUGAAAUUGAAUAUACUUCGCAUUGGUUCAGCAAGUAUUGUAAAGAUGUGGGCAUUUAA